Molecule: messenger RNA, 1265 nt
Organism: Cornus florida
Lineage: Eukaryota; Viridiplantae; Streptophyta; Magnoliopsida; Cornales; Cornaceae
Product: protein CHAPERONE-LIKE PROTEIN OF POR1, chloroplastic
Exons: 3
Coding region: 165-1064 (299 amino acids)
Cellular component (GO): chloroplast membrane
Source: RefSeq, a predicted model, not a curated record
AGCUCCCUACCGAAUCUCUAUUACACUAUACCGAAUCUCUAUUAUACUAUACUACACGCAACACAACACAGCACAGUCUUACUCCAACGUCAUCUCAGAUUGAUCAACCGUUUCUUAUUCCAAAAAAUCGACCUCACAUUCACGCUACGAUACAACACAACAGAAUGGCCACCACUCUCUCGGUCCGGCCCAACCGUGCCUUCAUCGGCUUUAACCCAUCCCGGUCUCGACCGGCGGCGGCGACGGCGGCGGCUCGCCGGCCGGACCAGGCUGCAGCUCAGAUUGGGAAGGCAGUGAAGAACGAUCGUGGGUGUGGGUGGGGCGUGGUGUUUGCCCCUUCCAGGACCACAUUAUCCAGAGUCCUCGCCGGCGGCUCCAGAGCCGACGACUCUGCUCCGUUCGAGAUGACCAUAGAGAACGCUCUCAAGCUCUUGGGUGUCUCCGAGGAGGCUUCCUUUGAUGAUAUUCUUCGUGCCAAGAAUUCGAUUGUUGCGACCUGUAAGGACGACCAAGAUGCUAUAGCACAGGUAGAGGCUGCAUAUGAUAUGUUGCUUAUGCAAAGUUUAACAAGGCGUCGAGCUGGAAAAGUUGUAAAUAGUAACAUUCGCUUUGCUGAUGUUAAACCUGUAAGUGCUUCUGGAAUGGGAUCGAUGCCUCAAUGGCUUCAGGCUACAGUUAAGAGUUCACCCAUUUCAGUUGAAACACCAUCUACCCGUGACUUGGGCAUACAAGCAGGUGUAUAUGGAACUUUAAUGGUCUUAACUUAUGUCAAUGGAGCAUCAUCGCCUUCUGCAGGACCAUAUGCUGGGCCAGAUGUUCCUGGGCUGAUCUUAGCCACUAGUUUUGGAGCAUCUUUAUAUUUAAUGACCAAGAAAAAUGUUAAGUUAGGGAAAGCAACUGUGAUAACCAUAGGAGGGCUUGUGGCUGGUGCGGUGGUGGGGUCAGUGGUUGAAAACUGGUUGCAGGUAGACAUUGUCCCAUUUCUUGGCAUACACUCCCCUGCUGUUUUAGUGAGUGAAUUUAUACUCUUCUCUCAAUUGUUGGUCUCUCUUUACCUAAGAUAGAUUAAAAGAAAGUUCUGAUAAUGAAGUGAAUUGUAAGACCUGUGAUUAUUCUUUAGGGCAAAUUUACUUUUCUUCAUUAGGAAGCCUUUCAUCUCAUAUUGUACAAAUGGUUGUUGUAGAACAUAAAUCAAUUGACCCAUUUGCAUUUAUAUGUAUAAAUUUUGUAUUUCUAUUGAUGGUACCAUAUUUCCUUUCUUCUCA